Messenger RNA from Onthophagus taurus, 4872 nucleotides. RefSeq lists its product as uncharacterized. The record is from RefSeq and is a predicted model, not a curated record. Lineage: Eukaryota; Metazoa; Arthropoda; Insecta; Coleoptera; Scarabaeidae.
CAAUCUGUACAACCAGUACUUCCACCUCUCUUUAAGCGAUAUAUUUUUCGUAAUAAAAAAAGUCAAGCAGGUCCGGAAUUUUACUUCUAUCUGUUGGCCAGUAAGUUCUCUUACCAGUGGAGAGCACCUCACAAUUUAGGGCCUCUAUUGCAUGUUUCACUUCUCUUCCUUUUGUAUUUAUCAAGCGAGAUCCCCAAGACAUAUGGUUUACAUUAAAGUCUCCUCCAAGUAUAAAUUUGCUUUCAAGAUGCAGUAGAAUAUCCUGAUAAUCUUCUCUUUUGAGAUUAUAUCUUGGCGGUAUGUACGUUGCUGCUACAGAUAUUAAGCCAUUAGCAGUUUGAAGUUUUACCAUUGUAGUUUGAUGUUGUUCAGUACUAAUUGUAUUGUUCAAAUAGUGGUCAAUAUUACUUUUAAUGAUCAUUGCACUUCCACCUCGAGCCGCAUUACUAGGGUGAAUUGUGUGAUAAAUAUUGAAAUGGUUGAUGUUUAUAUACGAUUCUCGUGUGAAAUGAGUUUCUUACUGGUAGUGUAUUUUGAUGUUGUCGAAAACCAUUGGAAUUCCACAGCAUUAUUUUUAGUUGCAGCUUUUUAGACAUUUUGAUUUCUUUUAUGAAUCGCUCUUUGGUUUAAGUUGCUUUCAAUGAAUUAUUGACGGGCAUAUAAUGUUUUUAGUGUUUCUUCUUGUUGAAGUAUUUUUUCUAGUACGCUCGCUUUUUCGGCAUACGAGACGCCUGGCUUUCUUUUAUUUGAAUUUACUGUUUUCUUAUUCCUGAUGGCUUGUAGUUCCUUAAACUGGUGGUGCUAUUUAAAUCUUCUUUUAUGAACCUUACUGCUUAAUAUUAAUUUUAUUAUAAUUUAACGGUUUCUUAUCAUUUUGCGGUUUUCAUUUUUGUUGUAAUCACCGCCACGACUUUUCAUCCGAUUCUAAAUCGUACUUUAACUCCACUUGUAAACAUCUUAUAAAGAAAUAAUGAACAAAAUUCUGUUUUUAAUUAUAAUAUCUCUGAAUAUUUUUGAUUGUGCGAACUUAUUUGCUAAAGCAAAUGUGACCGCUGUUUUCUUACAGAAAAUUGAGGAGAAGCUUUUUAUGCAUGAUAAUUUAAUCGUUACUGCAUUAAAAAAGGUUGAAUAUAAAUUAGAUAAGAUCCUUCAAUUUCACAAUUCAAUAUCAAGUAGCACAGGUCAAGAAUGUUGCACGAAAAUAGAUAAUGUUUCCAAAGAUAUUGAGAAUAUUCACACAAAAAUUGUUAUAAGCAUAAAUAAAAUAACAACGUUAACUGAAAAAUCGAAUUCACAGAACGUUCUUCUAAGUAAUCUUUUUACAAUGCAAGAAAGCUUGGAAAGGUUUAAUAAACAACGACUAAAUGACAUAAAUAAAAACCUAAAGAGAAUAAAAAAUGAUAUUGAAAUAAUUUCAAAUGACGCAAUUAAUUUAAACAAUCAAUAUAUUAUCUCGAGUAUGAAUAAAAUUGUUACUGAAGCGGCUAAAAAUUUCAUGCAUAAAUAUAUUAUACAGGUAAAGGAACUAUCUACACAACUAACAAGAAUUGAUUUAAAUCUAAAAACAAUAACUUCAAUACAAGAUUUUGAAAGUCAAAGUAAUAAACUGCACAAGAAAACAAUUAUUAAUAACUUCACGGUCGAAAAUGAGUACAAUCGGAAAAAGAGUUUUGAUAAAAUUAUGACUCAUAUUAAUACCAUUGAAAAUGAAUUUAAGAACGAUCUUACUCUUCGCACUAGAAAAAAUGAAGCUUUAUACCAGAAGGAAUCUGAAAAAAAAUUCCUAAUGCGAAAUAUUGUUGAUGAAAUUUUGGUUAAGAUUAAAACAAUAGAAAAUUACUCUAAUGAGAGGCAUAACGAAAUAGCAAAAGGUGAAUCUGAGCUUAAUGAGACACUAAAACGUUUGGAAAUUGAAUUACAAGAAAUGAAGUACCAGAACAAAGACAUUUUAAAAUUGCUUCAAAGUUAUAAUAAUAAAGUCCAUUAUUAUAUUGAAUAUCCAAGUGAUGACUGUGGUGAAAACUCAUCGCAUGAGUAUACCGAUUUAAAUGAUGGUUAUGAACUAGUCAAUGAAUCUGAGCAGUAAUCUCUGAUGUCCCGAUAAGGAUACGGAGCGGUUGUAUCUCGACAAUGGUAAGACCUUGAGGUUCGAGAAAAAAAUCUUAUCAACAAAGUGAGCAAGAGAAAUAGUUGGAAAUUAUUCUGAAGUUCGCAAAUCGACCACUAAGGGGCGUGAUUGCCCCUUAAUAAAGAAACAUAAAAUUCACCCUAUAUCGGAAAGUUUGAUGAUGAGUUAUAACUUUAAUGAAACACAAUUUUACACUUUUUUCGAUGAAUAUAUUUUUAAAAAUAGUUAAAAAUAGUAAAAUAGUUAAGUUCAUUCGGUUUCGAUUCUACAAAAUCAUCAUCAGGAACAAUGUUGUUAUUAAACAAUUAAGAUAACUUCUUCAAUCAUUAACAAAAAUAUAUAAAUUCGACUCGAUCUGAACACAUUUUGUUAUUGACGUAAGUUCCUGAUGAUGAUUUACACACGACGACAAUAUACACGUCGUUCAAGCGUUCGAUUUUACGGAAUUCCCGAGGAAAAGAAUGAGAACAUUGAGGGGAAGGUGAUAGAGAUUAUUAAUGAGUAGUACCGAAUAUUGUGGACGAUGUCGUAUGAAGCACAGACCAAGGUAAAUUGACUUUGAUGUGUCUCUUAGAUUAUUCAAACGCUUUUGAUACUAUCUAUCAUGACUUGAUGUAUGCCAUACUUCGCUACAUUGGGUUUGAUGAUCUUGCAUCGGGGUUCUUGUACAGUUACUUGUCGGGCAGAAUGCAGUGCGUGAAGGUGAAUGGUCGCGUUACAUCAUUUCUUUCAACAACGUCCGGUGUUCCUCAGGGUUCAAUUUUGGGUCCAUUGCUAUACUCACUUUACACAUCGCAUUUUAACAGAUACAUAAAAAGUUGUAAUCAUCAUUUCUACGCGGAUGACACUCAGUUAUAUAUAUCUUUUCUGCCAUCGGAUGUCGAUGAUGGUUGUUUUAUCUGGCUUUAUCUGGCUCUUGUCUGACUUUGGAUAUAGAGGCUUUGGAGCUGGUUUCUAGGCGUCACUGCCUUUGUCUGAAUGCUGCUAAAAUAGAGUUGAUAUUAUUCGGGCCAAGAAAGGUGAUAAGUGACAAUUGUGUUCGGGAUCGGGUCAAGAUAGUUGUUCAAGAUAGUUGAUUGCCGCUGAAGGAUUGUGUGAGAAACUUGGAAGUCUUAUUGGACGAAAAUUUAAACUUUAAUAAAUACAAAUAAGCUUUCGCGUAUGCUGCUCUUAAGCUGAUUUAUGGCGGUCGGUCGUUCCUCAAUUGUAGAACAAGGGUGCUUUUGUGCGAUGCCUUGGUAUUAUCGCAUUUUAAUUAUUGUGAUACAUUGUAUGAUCCGUGUAUUUCGUAUAGUAAUACGAAAUAAAUUUAGAAAAUUCAAAAUUCUUGCUUGCGCUUGAUAUUUGGGUUACGGGGGCGUCAGCAUGUUUCGCACAAAUUAAAGGAUUUGAGUUGCCUCAACAUGAAAAACAGGCACAUACUCCAUUCGGCAGUUUUGUUCUUUAAUAUACUUUCUUUGAAGAAACCUCCAUACUUGUUCAAUAGAAUAAAAUUUUGUACCGAUAUUUACACCUUGAAUAUUCGAUUCAAGGGCACUCUUACCCUGCCGAUCCAUCAUCACCAGCUAGUUAAGAAAUGCUUUUCAUACCAAUAACACAUAUUCUUAAUGAUUUGCCAUCAACUAUAAAAUGUAGCACUUCUUUAAGGUUGUUUCGUCACAGAAUGAGGGGCCGCCUGUCUCAAAUUCAGGAUGCAUUGUAGGGCGACAGGUAUCGGACAGUUUGCGCUUGGUAAUUGAUUAUGAUUUCAGUAUCGGGUCUUUUUCCUUUUCUUUUCCUGUUUCUUUUCGUUUUUCUUUUCUUUUUCUCUCUUGUAUAUUUAGAAUUAGAAUUAGUUUUAUUAGGUUUGAGUGGAAGAGCAAGUGCUGUUACGGCUGCACCUGAACUCCGCCUAAUUUGUCCUGGCUUAAGUUAUAAUAAUUUCAUGUAUACUAAGUCAAUGUACAUAUAAUAGGACAAAUAAAGUCAUAUUAUUAUUAUUUCGUAGAAUCGAAACCGGUUGAACUUUAUUUUUAAAAAUAUAUCCAUCCAAAAAGGUGCAAAAUUGAAUUUCAUUACAUUCUACAGGAUGGAAAAAGACAACGAUGUUGACAAGUUGUUGUGACAACUUUGAUAUCAUUUGACAGCUUGGAUAAUACCGCAUCAUUUUGCUUUGCGACAUUUCUCCUAUCUGUCAUAAUAAGGGAUGGAAAGGUCCAUGCGUUUUCAAAUAUUUAUAUUUUAAUGUCUCCUAGACAGAUUAGAUACUUGCUAUAAUGUAAGACUCGGAAGAGAGAAUUACAGCCCUCAGCCCUGUUGGUCGCAAAUGAUUUUGUUUUUCACCUAAUCGUUUAGACAUAACAAACAUCGUGCAGACGUAUUAUUAAGGCGAUUUCGAUCUUUUCUUAUAGUUAAUGCUUAUAACCUGAGAAUAAUCUUUCCGGCGGGACUGAAGUAGCCGGUAUGCUUAAGAGAUCUUGUGCCAUUAAACUUAAAAUAGGAAAUUCAGAAGCAUGAAUUUUCCACCAUUGUAAUAUAUCUGUGUCUUUAUUACACCGAGGCAUAGAAUAAAUAAUAUUUUUGAAGCUCCUGCAUCCAUUCUCCUUCGGAAGGCGUAAGAUUUACUGCAUACAAAACAUCAAAAUCAAUUACAAAAUCCGACUUUUCCGCUCUAGAAUCUUCUCGUUCCUCCAAUGCUGUUACUUUCGAACGUUGGCAUUCUGGUUGAUGGAAAUAGGCUUUGUAUACAUCUUCAAAUUUCUGAA